Danaus plexippus (monarch butterfly) is the source of this 604-nucleotide messenger RNA. RefSeq lists its product as uncharacterized. The record is from RefSeq and is a predicted model, not a curated record. The coding region runs from base 161 to 481 and encodes 106 amino acids. Lineage: Eukaryota; Metazoa; Arthropoda; Insecta; Lepidoptera; Nymphalidae. The transcript is spliced from 4 exons.
UUGUUUCAUGAAAAUUAAGUUGUAAAAUUUCAACGAAAAUAAAUCGAAUUUGGAAUUUAUUUUACGCAGAAAUAAUACCAGCGAUGUUAUGGCAAACGUGUUUUGAUGUUAUCUCGGAAUAAUACGUGAAACAAAUAUUCACACUUGAUAAUGUUACAUUAUGGUGAUCAUAUUAGCCUUGAAUACAAUAAUGUUAAUACAAGUCGUAUCACCUCACAGCGAGGCCAUUAAGAAUGAAGAAGAAUGCAAGAUAGCGGACUUAUGCGUUCAUGACAAAGUCCCGAUGUGUGGGAUAGACUCUUGCGGGGAAAUGAGAACGUUUAUUGACACUUGCGACAUGCACGAGUUCAAUUGCGAUAGUAAAAAAGAUUUUAAACAGCGUCCUAUCCACGAGUGCUGGGUGACCUGCAAAAGAGGGAGAUCUUUCAAGAAGCCAGAGUAUCGCACCGAUUGUAACUUAAAUAUAAAGAAUAGAUUAUAACUCGAUGAAAUAAAAAUAAACAUUUACCUUCUCAAAUCGAAAUAACGUUAAUGGAAUUAUAAUUUAGCUCCAUUAUAAUAUUCAUAGAAAAUCCAAAAUUCUUAUUAAAACUGUUAUAGCUGA